AGUUAUCUACCAGAGGGCGCUAAUUGCGAGGUAAACAAGAAAAUUGGAAAAUUGUACAAGCCGCAGACACAAAGACUUAAAGAUGCCUUUAAAUCUAUUUGGUAACAAAUUUAGCCCAAAGAAAACUCCACCAAGAAGAGCACAAUCAUUAUCAAAUCUUCACUUAGAUUCCACUGCAUCCCAAGCUGAAUUUGGACUAGACUGUAAUAAUGUGAAACUAAAUCUUGGUGGUAAUGAGGUUAUGUUUGAAGAUGGCAUGUGGAUACAAGAGAACACAAAAGGAGGAGGUGCUAGUCAUUAUGAAGUUACAAGAUUACGCAAACAAAACCAGCAAUUACUAGAAGAAAAUAAUUUACUUAAAUUAAAAAUGGAUAUACUUUUAGAUAUGUUGGCAGAAACAUCAGCAGUUUCUAAUUUACAUGAUAAUGAACUUAAGCAGCUUAGAAAUAGACCAAAUCGAUAAAAUAAUAAAUAUCUAAAUACUCCAGAUUUUGUAUUUAAUAAUGUCAUGCCGUCCUGUAAACAUAAGUCAGUAGUAAAAGUCCAGAUGGUUAUUUCCCUUGCUUGCUGUUUCAGCGAUUCAAAUCUUAUUGUCAGGUGCCUACAGAAUCAAUUCUAUUACGAAAUUUGAAGAAAAUAGUUAAACAAGACAUCUAGGAAACUUUAACGAUUUAUUUUUAAAUAAACAUUUUAAUUAUUAACCAUUUAAUGUAUCUUAUAUUCUCAGCAUGAGUCUGUGACAGUACAAAUCUUUUUUAAUUAUAAAUUUGUUUUGUCUCUUUAUUUAUCAUAUGGUACAGUACCAUAUAGUUGUAUAUUUAUGUAAUGUUGAAUAUUUUUGUAAAUAAAUCAUUUCACUUUUUAA
Molecule: messenger RNA, 865 nt
Organism: Patella vulgata (common limpet)
Lineage: Eukaryota; Metazoa; Mollusca; Gastropoda; Patellidae
Product: protein chibby homolog 1
Exons: 4
Coding region: 83-463 (126 amino acids)
Source: RefSeq, a predicted model, not a curated record